Molecule: messenger RNA, 3904 nt
Organism: Mercurialis annua (annual mercury)
Lineage: Eukaryota; Viridiplantae; Streptophyta; Magnoliopsida; Malpighiales; Euphorbiaceae
Product: putative pentatricopeptide repeat-containing protein At3g23330
Exons: 3
Coding region: 61-2946 (961 amino acids)
Biological process (GO): RNA modification
Molecular function (GO): zinc ion binding; protein binding; RNA binding
Source: RefSeq, a predicted model, not a curated record
UCUAUGUAGAGUGUCACCCGCGAAAACCAGUCGGUAAAUUGAAUUCUAACGUUCGAAUGCAUGGAAUGUUAUUUUAUUACUCCAAAAAUGCGCCUCUCAUUCCCAGCUUCUCACUGCUUAUUUUUACGUAACCGCCCCAUCUUUGUCUCUUCACUGAAGUUGCUCAAUAAAUCCUACUCAUGUUCAGCUUCAGCGACCGUAAUUUUUUCAGUUUCUAACGCUGUUAAUGCUGUUACUGACUACACUUCUACUAUUCAGGAGGUUAAAAAUGAAAAAAUUGAAACGAUAAGCUUUGGUUCUAAGGAGAAAUUAAAGCGAUAUUCUGGGAUGUUACGUGAAUGUGCUUCAAUAGGGUGUUUAGAUAAGGGGAAAUCUGUACAUGGUAGUGUGAUUAAAUCUGGGAUAGAGUUAGAUUCACAUUUAUGGGUUUCUUUGAUCAAUUUUUAUGCAAAAUGUGGGAGCUUGGAUAUUGCGCAUAAGGUGUUUGAUGAAAUGCCUGAACGGGAUAUUGUGUCUUGGACCGCGUUAAUUUCUGGGUAUGUGAGUGAAGGAUGUGGGCGUGAUGGGGUAAACAUGUAUUGUAAAAUGAGAAAGGAGAAUAUACGGCCUAACGAGUUUGCCUUGGCUACUGUUUUAAAAGCCUGCUCAAUGUGCUUGGAUAUUGUGUUGGGAAAGCAGAUUCAUGUAGAGGCAAUAAAAACUGGGUUUUUAUUGGAUUUGUUUGUUGGUUCUGCUGUUGUUGACCUUUAUUCCAAGUGUGGUGAGGUUGAAGUUGCUGAGAGAGUGUUCUUUGGGAUGCCUGAGAAGAAUAAUGUGUCAUGGAAUGCUUUGCUUAAUGGCUAUGCUCAAAGGGGUGAUGGGAAGGACGUUUCGAAGUUGUUUCAUUUGAUGUCAGAGAGCGAAAUGAAACUUAGUAGAAACACUUUAUCUACUGUGUUAAAGGGCUGUGCUAAUUCGGGGAAAUUGAGGGACGGAAAGGUUUUGCAUUCUUUGGCUAUUAGGAAUUGGUAUGAGCUUGAUGAAUUCCUUGGCUGUAGUCUUGUGGAUAUGUACUCUAAGUGCGGGAAGUCAGAUGAUGCACUGAAAGUGUUUAACAUGAUAAAUGAUCCUGAUGUAGUUACCUGGAGUGCAAUGAUCGCAGGCCUUGAUCAGCAGGGUCAGUGUCAAGAAGCGGUCAAGCUAUUUCAUCUAAUGAGACAUAGAGGAGUCAGACCUAACCAAUAUACCUUUGCCAGUGUUGUUAGUGCUGUUACAAAUAUAGGUGACCUGCCUUUAGGUCAAAGAAUCCAUUGUUGUAUAUAUAAACAUGGGUUUGAAACUGAUAAUUCAGUUGGUAAUGCACUGAUCAUGAUGUACAUGAAGAAUGGAUGUGAGGAAGAUGGAAUUAGAGUAUUUGAGUUGAUGACAAAUAGGGAUUUAAUUUCAUGGAAUGCCAUUUUAUCGGGAUUCCAAGACUUUGAAACUUCUGAUCAAGGACUAAGAAUCUUCUGCCAGAUGAUUAUUGAAGGUUUUGAGCCCAACAUUUACACAUAUGUUGGCGUUUUAAGAUCUUGUACUAGCCUUUUAAAUAUGUUCUUUGGAAGACAAGUACAUGCUCAUGUUAUAAAGAACAGUCUUGAUGGUAAUGAUUUUGUUGGAACGGCCCUCAUUGACAUGUAUGCAAAAAAUAGAAAUUUGGAAGAUGCAGAGAUAGCUUUCGAUAAACUAGCAAACAGAGACAUCUUCACUUGGACGGUCAUUAUUGCUGGUUAUGCACAAACUGAUCGAGCGGAGAAAGCUAUUAAGUACCUUGGUCAGAUGCUAAGAGUGGGUAUAAAGCCUAACGAGUUCACUCUUGCCAGCUGUUUAAGUGGAUCCUCCCGCAUGGCAACCCUAGGAAAUGGGCAGCAGCUCCAUUCCGUGGCAUUUAAGUCUGGACAUAUUGGGGACGUGUUUGUUGGCAGUGCCAUUGUCGAUAUGUAUGUGAAAUGUGGGUGCAUGGAAGAUGCUGAGGCCAUUUUCAAGGGCUUGUUUUCACGCGACACAGUGGCUUGGAACACAAUUAUUUGUGGGUAUUCACAACACGGAAAGGGACAGAAGGCUCUUGAAGCCUUUAGGGUGAUGUUAGAUGAAGGCAUUGUGCCCGAUGAGGUUAGUUUCAUAGGUGCUCUUUCUGCAUGUAGUUACAUGGGUUUGGUUGAAGAGGGGCAAAAGCUUUUCGAUUCAAUGAGCAAUGUUUAUGGAAUUACCCCUUCAGUUGAGCAUCAUGCUUGUAUGGUUGAUAUUCUUGGUCGAGCUGGAAAGUUUAACGCAGUUGAGAUGUUUAUUGAGGAAAUGAAGUUAACUUCAUAUUCCUUGAUCUGGGAGACUGUUCUUGGGGCAUGUAAAUUGCAUGGGAAUGUCAGCUAUGGUAAACAGGCUGCUGAGAAACUCUUCCAACUUGAACCCGAGAUGGACUCCAGUUAUAUAUUGCUGUCAAAUAUUUUUGCUGCCAAGGGCAGGUGGGAAGAUGUGAGAAAAACCAGGGCUUUGAUGUCUGCUCAGGGUAUUAAAAAGGAACCUGGGUGUAGCUGGAUAGAGGCUGAUGGUCAAGUCCAUGUCUUCACAUCUCAAGAUGGUUCGCAUCAAAAAACAAGGGAAAUCUAUGCUAAAUUGGAGGAAUUACGGAAAAAAGUGACUUCAAUAGGUUAUAUCCCUAAAACAGAAAAUGUGCUGCAUAAUGUCAGUAAUAAAGAAAAGAUUGAGCAUCUCUUCCAUCAUAGCGAGAGGUUGGCUCUUGCUUUUGCCCUCAUAAGCACCAGUCCAGUUAAACCAAUUCGAAUUUUCAAAAACCUUCGUAUCUGUGGGGAUUGCCAUAACUUUAUGAAACACGUGUCAAAUGUCACAAACCGUGAAAUAGUUGUCCGUGACAUCAAGCGUUUCCACAAUUUUAAGGAAGGCACUUGCACUUGUCAGGAUCAUUGGUAAAAUUGCUCGACCCGUGCAGUGAGAUUGGCUGGGGUUCAUCUGUGUCGAAUGCUAACCAUUCUAUCUAUUGGUAACAUGCCGUGCUUGGGACAGUUAGGAGAGCCUUUAGUUUUGAGACAGUCGAGGAGACGUUUUCAUGGAAACUGGAUGGCCGUACUAGCUAUUAAAGAUUUCAUAUCUUCAAUGGAUGUGUCUGGAAGAAGUGUAGUAUCAUCAAACAGUAGCCAAUCCUUGAUCAUGUGUUUUUGCAGGCAUUUGUGAUCCUCAAUGUUAUAGUUUCUGUUGCGGCUACGAAUUGCAGUGAGCUUUGAAACGCCAUUGGCAAAUACCGCAAUGCCAUAGCGGAAGAACCUAAAUCAAUGCCGCAGGACGACCAGGAAUAGCUGCACGCCACUCUAGCAUCCAAAUGAACUUUGACUGGAAGUAUGAUUCUAACGCAGCAAAGUCGGUGCAGCCUGUGCUCUAGAUAGCGGUUUUCUUCUUGAAAGAUCAAAGAGGUUUCCUUUUUCUUUGGAAGUUGGAGGAUGAUGCCUUUGGUUCUUUUUAUGUUUACGGGGUUUGUUUUUGAGAUAUUAGAGGUCAUACAUAAGGAUAAUGGGGAGCUUAGACCAUUUGCUGCUGGCCGUGGCGUUACAAAUUGAAUAAAACUUCUGGAUAUGUUUAAACUCUACUCUACAUUCUGACAAUGAGCGAAUCAGCUUAAUAGAAGAACACAGUUCUCAUUUAAAUAAUGUUCGAGGUCUUCUGGUUGCUUAAAACCAUCAUCAAGACACAGCUGAUCUGAGUGAAAGAACCGAUCAUUGUAUCCUAGGAAGAUAAUAGAGACAUUUUAUUUUCCUAUAGAUCACUAAUAUAAGCUUGUUCAACUGAAACAGUUGCUGCAUUUGUACUGGCUUGAUAAACCAAUGUUAUUUCAUUGAGGUCACAAAUGCCAGAUGGUGGAAAUAUUCAGCUGCAA